This is a messenger RNA of Polypterus senegalus (gray bichir), 1941 nucleotides long. RefSeq names its product ankyrin repeat and SOCS box containing 18 (gene asb18). Gene Ontology annotation, biological process: negative regulation of delayed rectifier potassium channel activity; neuronal action potential; intracellular signal transduction. Gene Ontology annotation, molecular function: transmembrane transporter binding. Lineage: Eukaryota; Metazoa; Chordata; Cladistia; Polypteriformes; Polypteridae. Gene Ontology annotation, cellular component: synapse; membrane; axon initial segment. The coding region runs from base 45 to 1454 and encodes 469 amino acids. The transcript is spliced from 5 exons. The record is from RefSeq and is a predicted model, not a curated record.
CCCCUGUCAAAUUGUGGCCCCCUUCUCCACCACAUAAUGCCAACAUGGGCCCAGCAGCUGCCAAAGCACAGAGGCCAGCUGCAGCCCUGGUGCAGAAAUGUGAUCUGUGUGCCGCGGCGUUAUUUAUAUCAGGGGGCCGCAGGAGGACGUCUGAAGUGCUGUCCACCGCACCACCCAUGCAGACCCCUGAGAGACUCGCCAUCGACCACCCGGCACAUUCUCGGUUUGUUCAGCGUCUGAGGAGGACAUUAGAGGAGCAUGACGGUGCGGGCGCAUGCCACUUACUUCAGCGCGCCAAACAUGUUGAUGCCACCAUCGAGCUGUCCAACGAUGACUGGAUGAAGAGCCCCUCUGUGGAGCUGCCGCCCCUCAUCCUGCUAGGUCUCUGGUCUCUGGACUACAAGCGAGAGCUCACCAGCCCGCUAUGCAUCACCGCCGCCCAGGGCUUCACCGACUGUCUGCGCUACCUGCUGGAGCACGGUGCCCAGCCCAACUUGGCACCAGGCGGGAGGACGGCGCUGCACGAGGCCUGUGCCAACUGCAACACGGACUGCGUGGAGCUCCUCCUGGAGCACGGGGCUGACCCCAACCUGCUCAAUGAGGACGGCCAUGCACCCCUGCACCUCUGCAGGACCCCACAGUCUUUCAGGUGUGCCAAACUCCUGGUGAGGCACGGAGCGGCCAUCAACCAGUCGAGCGACGACGAGCAGGAGACGCCACUGCAUGUGGCUGCCAAGAGGGGUCUGCCAAGCCACGUGCACCUCUACCUGCGCAGGGGCGCCGCGGUGGACCCCUCAGACAGCCAGGAUGAGACCCCGCUGGGCGCUGCCUGCUCUGUGGCCAGCCACCCCGACGAACAGGACACGCAGGUGCAGGUGUGCCAGCUGCUGCUCCUCUACGGGGCGGACGUGGGUGCGGUGGACAAGGACAAGAGGGGCGCCCUGCACAAGGCCUGUCGGAAUGCCAGCCAUGGACUGGUGCAGCUGCUGCUCGGGCAUGGGGCCGAUGUCAAUGCCAUCGACUACAACGGGGGCUCGCCACUCUCCACCGUGCUGCAGAACGCCGUCAUCAAGCUGGACAUGGAGCCACACCUGACCGUCCAGACGCUGCUCAACCACGGGGCUCAGAAGGUCUGGCCGCCGGCGUUCCUAAAGGUGCUGAGGUCCUGUGCGGCGGCCCCCAAGGCCAUCGAGGUCCUGUUCAAUGCCUACAGCCGACUCGACGUCACCUCCAAGUGGAUCGAGGCCAUACCAGAAGACACCUUUGAGGCCCACCGGCCCUUUUUUGAGUCCCUGCUGGCCCUGGAGUGGACCCCGCGCUCGCUGCAGCACCUGUGCCGCUGUGCCAUCCGGAAGCUGUGUGGGCAUCAGUGCCAGCUGUAUGUGCCGCUCCUCCCACUGCCCACAUUUUUGCACCGCUAUCUCCUGCUGGAGCCGGAGGGAGUCGUAUUUUAGCAUCAAAUAACACUUUUCAGUGCCAGCUCCUAUGGCAGGGUAAAAUAGAAGAUGGGCAUCGGGAAUUUCCAGGCACACCGUACUCUGGCUGUUUGUAUAGAGACUGUGCCCAGCUGGCUGAGGCCGCAGAAGGUAGACCCCCGAGCCCCCCACCUGGCUCCCUCUUCGCCUGCCACUUCCUGCUUUCAGUCGAGUUGAUUUUCCAGUCUGCGCCUGUAGGUGGCACUGCAGACUCACUUGACGUGUGGCUCAACGGUGACGGGCACGGUGGGUUGGCAAGAGAAAGAUAAACGCCUGCUGCGAUUUGAACCCUGCCACCUUCUGCCCACCAGGGGGCGCUCUGCUCUUUUCUUAUAUUUUUUUUUUAAUUGACCCCUCAUUUGUUCUUUUAGGCGACAGCAGGUGGCACCACUGAGUGUUUUUGUUGCAGUGAAUGAGGGUCUGCUGCCUGCGCACCCCUUCAAAGCUGUGCCACGACAAUACAGGG